AUGGGCAGCUUCGACGAAGCGGAAGUUUGUGAGCUUAUCGGACUUUUCCUCCUGAACAACCUUAGCGAGAAAUACGGCAAAAACAACGUAGGACUCUACAGAGACGACGAGCUGGUACUUCUAAGAAACGCAAGCGGGCCACAAUCAGAAUGGACUAGAAAGGAAAUCAGACGAGAAUUUAAGAAACAAGGACUGAACAUUUCUAUAAGCACAAACCAAAAAAUCUGCAACUUCCUCGACGUCACCCUAAACCUUACGGACGAACCCACUACCUAUACAGAAAACCCAACAACGAAACUCUCUACAUCGACACCAAUUCCAACCAUCCGCCGACAAUAA
Pocillopora meandrina is the source of this 339-nucleotide messenger RNA. The record is from the annotation of a GenBank genome assembly. NCBI's taxonomy places the organism in Eukaryota, Metazoa, Cnidaria, Anthozoa, Scleractinia, Pocilloporidae.